GGAGUUGUAGUUCUGACAAGCCACAGGUUGCAGACUCCCUCGUAUUAUACAGUAUAAUGUAUCCAUUUGUAUCACGUGACCCCCAGGGUUGUUACAAUGUAUCAGCAGUUGCUGUGGCCCCCUGGGCUCCCCCCGCUGUGUCAGGAGAGACUGUGAGGUGGCAUUAUACACACAUUCCUGCAGAAUCCAACACAAUCCCCCCCCCGUCCACGGGAGCAAAGAAAACUACAGCUCCCAGCAUGCUCUCCGGCCGCAGGCCGCUUCUGAUUGGUCGGAUAGCAGCUUCUAUUUGGUGUGUGCAAUGUGAGGGAGGAAGCCGAGGCUGACAUGCAGCUAUGAAGAGGGAAACCAAAGAAAUCGCCAGCCUUCCCCAGGACACAGAGAGUAUGGAGAGCAAAGAGAACGGCUCCACAGACUCUAAAAGCUCUAUAGAGAAUGGGAGACCACCGGAUCCUGCGCACUGGGCCAUUGAUGAUGUCGUCAAUUAUUUUAAGGCGGCUGGAUUUGAAGAACAAGCAACCGCAUUUAAGGAUCAGGAAAUCGAUGGUAAAUCUCUCCUGCUCAUGACCCGAAAUGACGUGUUAACCGGACUUUCUCUAAAAUUGGGUCCGGCUCUGAAAAUCUACGAAUAUCACGUAAAACCGCUGCAGACGCAGCACCUCAAGACCGGCUCCCCGUAAGACGCCGUCUCCUAAUGUUGGCUACGAUGUCUUCAAACCUGAAGCCAAAUAUGAACUGUCCAUGAGGAUGCAUGACCGGGGGGAAUGAGCACGCAGAACCAGUGCAGAACCCUUGGGUCCUAUAUGGAAAACUUUUUUAUUUUAUUUUUAAUUUCUCUAAGACUAUGAGAACUCGGUUAGUAUGUGACCCUGCAUGGAAAAAAAAAAUCCCAAUAUUUGUACAGAACUGUCACCCCCCACCCUCCGCUAGGUCACAUGACUUUAUGCCUGGGAUUACUAUGAGAUAUGACAUUUAACAUUUUUUAAUAUUGAUCCUUAUUGAUACCUGACGUAUCCAAAUGUUGAAAUGACUGUGCCCCCUGGUUGCACUAAUUGAGUAAGAUGUAAAUGAAUUUUUAGAUAUGUGGAAAAAUUAAAGGGGGUUAUCCAGGAAAAAAAAAACUUUUUUUAUACAGUAUAUAUCAACUGGCUCCAGAAAGUUAAACAGAUUUGUAAAUUACUUCUAUUAAAAAAAAAUCUUAAUCCUUUCAGUACUGCUGAAGUUGAGUUGUUCUUUUCUGUCUAAGUGCUCUCUGAUGACACCUGUCUCGGGAACCGCCCAGUUUAGAAGCAAAUCCCCAUAGCAAACCUCUUCUACUCUGUGCAGUUCCCGAGACAAGCAGAGGUGUCAGCAGAGAGCACUGUUGCCAGACAGAAAAGAACAACUCAACUUCAGCAGCUGAUAAUUAUUGAAAGGAUUAAUAUUUUUUAAUAGAAGUCAUUUACCAAUCUGUUUAACUUUCUGGAGCCAGUUGAAAAAAAAAAAGAAAAAAAAAAAAGCUUUUUCCUGGAAUACCCCUUUAAAUUUAGGUAUAGGAAUAUUUAAUUAUAUAGGGCCCAGAUUCACUUCUAUACAGGUCUUACCCGUAGUUUAUACAAGUGCCUAUUGCUCUCUGUAUCACCAGCCCCUUAUACAGCUGAAUUACUGGGUCCGCAGAGUGAAUAUUGAGCCAGGUUUGCUGUCCAUAAUGUGCAAUAGUAUAGCAGGAAUAAUCCAGACUAGGACAGAUAGGUAAUUGACUUUUCAUCCUGAAAGUUAGUAUAAAGUAUAGGAGGAUUCCCCUAACCUAGUGGUCUGCCAACUGUGUUGCAAAACUACAACUCCCAGCAUGCCCGGACAGCCGUUGGCUGUCCGGGCAUGCUGGGAGUUGUAGUUUUGCAACAGCUGGGGGUCCGCAGUUUGGAGACCACUGCCCUAACAUUAAAGGGUUACUCCCAUGGAAAACUUUUUUUU
Molecule: messenger RNA, 1953 nt
Organism: Hyla sarda
Lineage: Eukaryota; Metazoa; Chordata; Amphibia; Anura; Hylidae
Gene: SAMD13
Product: sterile alpha motif domain containing 13
Exons: 4
Coding region: 336-680 (114 amino acids)
Molecular function (GO): protein binding
Source: RefSeq, a predicted model, not a curated record